This is a messenger RNA of Anisakis simplex (herring worm), 189 nucleotides long. Lineage: Eukaryota; Metazoa; Nematoda; Chromadorea; Rhabditida; Anisakidae. The record is from the annotation of a GenBank genome assembly.
GACGCAUUAUCAAAUCGUUUGGAUAAACUCUGUCUGGAACAUGAAGCAGAAAGUUUGAAGCAGCAUCGACGUUUGCGAAAACUCUUCCAACGUGCAUUUGAGUGUCUGAAACAAUUUCGUCAAGAUGCCGAAACAUUUUUGAAUAAUUCACAACAACAACAGUCAGCGAUGGCCACAAUGGUUAGUUGA